CACCCACAUUUGCGAGAUUCUCCCCGCGCGCAUGUGAAAUCCAGGCGACAUUCCUCUCGACGAAGACGGGCUCGGGAACGCGGAAUUCAACAACCGGCACAAGGACUGGGACGGCUACGACUUUGCCUACGAGAUCAUCUCCGUGUACGAGCUGCGAAAGCCCAUCUCCUUCGCAGAAAUGAGAACAACAUACGGAUUCAAGGCGGUCCCACGGGGCUUGAUUUACCUACCCCAGGAGAUGGGCGAGCGUGUGGUGUGGCGCCAGCAGAAGCCGAUCCGUAGGAACGAGGAGACGGGCCUGCCGGGAUGGGUCCCCGAUCUCUUUGUAUUUUAGCAGGAACUAUAGUAAUGCAAUCAGCGGGGCUUCUUUCCUGCCUCCUGACAGCCCGGGCUUCUGCCUCGGUAGAUCCUGUACCCAAGAGUCACAGUCCCACUCGAGCUGGUAGUCGAUCAGGCAAUCCCAGUUACUGCCAUGGA
Messenger RNA from Phialemonium atrogriseum, 477 nucleotides. RefSeq lists its product as uncharacterized. The record is from RefSeq and is a predicted model, not a curated record. Lineage: Eukaryota; Fungi; Ascomycota; Sordariomycetes; Cephalothecales; Cephalothecaceae. The transcript has a single exon. The coding region runs from base 179 to 334 and encodes 51 amino acids.